Setaria italica (foxtail millet) is the source of this 1145-nucleotide messenger RNA. RefSeq names its product yrdC domain-containing protein, mitochondrial. Gene Ontology annotation, molecular function: nucleotidyltransferase activity; tRNA binding; double-stranded RNA binding. Gene Ontology annotation, biological process: regulation of translational fidelity. The transcript has 5 exons. The record is from RefSeq and is a predicted model, not a curated record. Lineage: Eukaryota; Viridiplantae; Streptophyta; Magnoliopsida; Poales; Poaceae. The coding region runs from base 68 to 892 and encodes 274 amino acids. Gene Ontology annotation, cellular component: cytoplasm.
UCCUCCGCUCGUUCUCCUCUCUUGCGGCGGCCUGCGGGGGAAGAAGAGGAGAGGAAAAGGGGGGAGGAUGAAGGCGUGCGCGAAGGCGGCGGGGGAGAGGCUCCCCCUGGUUCGUCCUCCCACCGGGCGGGCGCUGGCUCGGAGCUUUGUUAAGGUAAGCAGAUUACCCUCUCAACAUGAGACAAGGUCUCAAGUGUCAUGCUCAAUUAGGGUGUCAGAAAAUGCAGCAGACAGAUUUGAGGCCACCGCAGAAAAUAUUUUCCCAGCAACUAAAGACCAUGUUAUGAAAGCAAUUGAUGCAAUCAACAGAGGACAAGUGAUUGCAGUGCCCACUGAUACAAUAUAUGGGUUUGCUUGUGAUGCCUGUUCUGCAGGAGCAGUUAAUCGCAUUUAUGAGAUCAAAGGGCGCGUACAAACACGCCCUCUGGCAAUCUGUGUUGCUGAUGUCUCGGACAUAUCACGAUUUGCUUUAGUGGAUCACUUGCCGCAUGGCUUGCUUGAUAGUCUACUUCCUGGGCCUGUCACUGUUGUUCUCAAACGAGGUGAAAAUAGUAUAUUAGAGAGAUCACUUAAUCCUGGCUUAGAUAGCAUCGGAGUUCGUGUACCGGAUCUGGAUUUCAUACGAUCCAUUGCUCGUGGAGCUGGAAGUGCACUUGCACUUACUAGUGCCAACUUAAGCGGACGGCCUAGUAGUGUCAGUGUCAAAGAUUUCGAGGAUUUGUGGCCACAUUGUUCAUAUGUCUUUGAUGGUGGAAUACUUCCUUCUGGGCGUGCUGGUUCAACAAUUGUUGACCUAAUAACACCAGGAGUCUACAAGAUAUUGAGAGAUGGAAGUUCAAGGGAGGAAACAACAACAGUGCUUGGCAAGUUUGGCUUUGUUGAAGCUUCGUGACAACCCAGUGCUUUAGAGACGUCGUUAGGAUCAAAGAGUUCCUUUCUUAUCCAUUUGUCUCCUGUUUAAUUAGGUGACGUAUCAAAGUAUUUGUUGUUCUUUUGUGCAUUUCUUUUACAUCUUCAAACUCGUUGUAAUGUGAUGUUGAGUAGGAUAGCAGAGUUCACAUUAUUUAAGCUGUGUAGAGUGCCACAUGGAUUUGAUUUGUUAAAAAUGAAGAAACUCAGUUGGGGAAGUUGGAUGUGCUGUGCGG